AUGGCGAGCCAAGCAUCGCGCCCUCUCGACAUUGCCCUCGAGAGCUUAGAUAGUCUGGUCAAGGAGAUCAAGUCGAGAACCAUAUCCGAGGACCAGCGCAAGCGCUUCGCCCUCAAGCUUCGAGAUGUCGUGGCCGUCUGCCACCGCGAUCUCCCCCAGGAGCAUUUCGCGCUGUUUAUCGCACAGGUGCAGAAGGCCAUCAGCAACCUCAUCAUCCAUGGCAGCGACACGGCCGAGCGCCUCGGCGGCAUCUACAUCAUCGAUUCCCUCGUCGAUUUUGACGGCAUCGACGUGGCUACCAAGUACACGCGCUUCACACAGAGCCUCCGUCAGGUCCUACGAGGAAAAGACAUAAACCCCAUGCGUCCUGCUGCCGAGGUCCUGGGAAAGCUGUGUCGGCCUGGCGGGUCUAUCAUCUCCGAGCUGGUCGAGGCCGAGACCAAGAACGCGCUCGAGUGGCUGCAGUCUGAUCGCAUCGAGGAGAGAAGAUACAGCGCGGUUCUCGUCCUUCGUGAGCUCGCUAGAAAUGCGCCCACCCUGAUGUACGCCUACGUCGGCAUGGUCCUCGACCUGCUUUGGGCUGGUCUCAAGGACCAGCGCCACCUGAUCCGCGCCACGUCUGCCGAGGCCGUGAGCGCCUGCUUCCGAAUCAUGCGCGAGCGUGACCAGGAGCUUAAGCAGCUAUGGAUGGACAAGAUGUACAUGGAGGCCAUAUCCUCUCUCAAGGUCGGCUCCGUGGAGUCCAUCCACGCGUCCCUCCUGGUUCUCAAGGAACUGCUGGAGCAGGGCGGCAUGUACAUGCAGGAUCACUAUCAGGAGGCAUGCGACAUCGUGUCUCGAUUUAAGGACCAUCGAGACCCCACCAUUCGCAAGACUGUUGUGUUUUUGAUCCCCGACCUCGCCAACUAUGCGCCAUCUGAGUUCGCAACCACAAGGCUUCACACGUUUAUGUUGCACCUCUCGGGCAUGUUGAAGAAGGAAAAGGAGCGCAACGACGCUUUUCUUGCCAUUGGCAACAUUGCCAAUGCGGUCAAGAGUGCCAUCGCCCCGUAUCUCGACGGUGUGCUCAUCUACGUGCGUGAAGGACUCAGCGUCCAGUCUCGCAAACGCGGAUCCGUCGACCCCGUCUUUGACUGCAUCAGUCGGCUGGCCGUCGCUGUUGGUCAGACGUUGAGCAAAUACAUGGAAGCCCUCCUAGGGCCCAUCUUCGCCUGUGAGCUGACCCCCAAGCUGACGCAAGCCCUCGUCGAUAUGGCCUUCUACAUACUGCCGGUCAAGGCUACGAUCCAGGAGCGUCUCCUCGACAUGCUCAGCAAGGUGCUUUGCGGCCAGCCCUUCAAACCUCUGGGUGCUCCUCAGCCCAAUACCCUCCCGUCGGCCCCUGUCAUCCAGAAGGACCCCAAGGACCCCCUUGCCUAUGAGCACCGAAAGGCCGAGAUCAAGUUGGCUCUUAAUACAUUGGGUAGCUUUGACUUCUCAGGCCAUGUCUUGAACGAGUUCGUACGCGACGUAGCUAUCAAAUACGUCGAAGAUGACGACCCCGAGAUUCGAGAAGCAGCGGCCUUGACAUGUUGUCAGCUCUACGUCCGAGAUCCUAUCGUCAACCAGACGAGCUACCACGCCCUCGCCGUCGUCGGAGAGGUCAUUGAGAAGCUGCUCACGGUCGGUGUUUCUGAUCUCGACCCCAAUAUCCGCCGCACUGUUCUCGCCGCCCUCGAUGAACGGUUCGACAGGCAUCUUUCCAAGGCUGAGAAUAUCCGCACCUUGUUUUUCGCCCUCAACGACGAGCACUUCCCAAUCAGAGAAGUGGCCAUCUCUAUCAUCGGCAGGCUUGCAAGAUAUAACCCGGCUUAUGUGGCCCCGUCGCUCCGCAAGACCCUGAUACAGAUGCUGACCGAACUCGAGUUUUCUGAUGUGGCCAGGAACAAGGAGGAGAGUGCCAAGUUGCUCUCCCUGCUCGUCCAGAACGCGCAGGAGAUCAUUCAUCCCUACGUGGAUGCCAUGGUGAAGGUGCUUCUGCCCAAGGCCAGCGAUCCAGCUACUUCUGUGGCAGCUACCAUAUUGAAGGCGCUUGGUGAGCUGUGCGCUGUCGGCGGAGAAGACAUGCUCCCGUACAAGGACAGCCUGAUGCCUAUCAUCAUUGAGGCUCUUCAGGACCAAAGCUCGGCUCAGAAGAGAGAAGCUGCCCUUCAUACUCUCGGUCAGCUGGCCAGCAAUUCUGGAUAUGUGAUCGACCCAUAUCUCGAGUAUCCCCAGCUUCUGGAACUUCUCCAGAACAUCAUCCGCGGCGAGCCCCAGAACGGGGCGUUGCGCCAGGAGACUAUCAAGUUACUCGGCAUUCUGGGUGCGCUCGACCCUUACAGAUACCAACAAGUUGAAGAGCGGACGCCCGAGCUCCAGCAACGUGUCGAGUCGACGGCCAUGACAGAUGUGUCGCUGAUGAUGUCAGGAUUGACGCCUUCUAACAAAGAGUACUAUCCCACCGUCGUCAUCAACGCCCUGCUCAACAUACUCAAGGAUCAGUCCUUGGUGUCGUACCAUGCCCAAGUAAUUGAGGCUAUCAUGAAUAUCUUCCGCACCUUGGGCUUGGAGUGCGUCAAUUUCCUGGACCGCAUUAUUCCGGCCUUCCUCAUGGUGAUCCGAAGCACGAGCGGUCCACGAAGAGAGUCUUAUUUCAACCAGCUUGCCACGCUGGUGAGCAUCGUUCGACAGCACAUCCGCAAUUUCCUGCCGGAAAUUGUCGAGGUCCUCCAGGAGUUCUGGGGGGAGUCGGCUGCCUUGCAAUCCACGAUCUUGUCUCUUGUUGAGGCAAUCUCCCGGUCGCUUGAGGGAGAGUUCAAGGUCUACCUCGCUGGCCUGCUACCGCUGAUGCUGGGUGUGCUGGAGAGGGAGGUGUCGGCCAAGCGUAUUGCUUCGGAGAAGGUGUUGCAUGCUUUUCUGGUGUUUGGCUCCAGCGCAGAAGAGUACAUGCAUCUCAUCAUUCCUGUCAUCGUGCGGACAUUUGAGAAGCCUAGCAACCCGACAUUCCUACGCCGGGUGGCGAUCGAAACCAUCGGAAAGAUCUCGCGGCAGGUCAACCUGAACGACUUCGCGGCGAAGAUCAUUCAUCCUCUGACUAGGAUCCUGCAGGAGAACGACUCAACGCUUCGAACAGCAGCCAUGGAGACGCUCUGCGCGCUCAUCCAACAGCUGGGGCGCGAUUACCUGCAUUUCUCACACACCGUCGGCAAGAUCCUACGCGACAACGGUAUCCAGCACAACAAUUAUGAUCUGCUCGUCAACCGCCUUAAGGAGGGCGGUGUGCUACCGCAAGAUCUGAGUUCGGAGCCGCGCUUCGUCGACCAGGUUGAUGCUACCCCCUUUGCGGACCUGGGAACAAAGAAGCUUGAGAUGAAUGCGAUCCACCUCAAGUCGGCCUGGGACACCAGAGGCAAGUCUACUAAGGAAGACUGGCAGGAAUGGCUGCGCCGUUUCAGUACGACGCUAUUGACAGAGUCACCAAAUCAUUGCCUCCGAGCAUGUGCGCAGCUGGCGAGCGUGUACUUGCCACUGGCACGAGAGCUUUUCAACUCAGCGUUUGUUAGCUGCUGGAGUGACCUCUACGAGUCUUUCCAAGAGGAGCUCAUCUUGAACCUCGAGAACGCCAUCAAGUCCGAGAACGUGACCCCAGACCUCCUAAACCUGCUGCUCCACCUGGCAGAGUUUAUGGAGCACGACGACAAGGCGCUGCCCAUCGACAUCCGGGUUCUGGGCAGGGAGGCAGCUCGCUGCCACGCCUACGCCAAGGCUCUUCACUACAAGGAACUGGAGUUUCUCCAGGACCAGAGCAGUGGGGCCGUUGAAGCGCUCAUCGUCAUCAACAACCAGCUUCAACAGUCCGAUGCGGCUAUUGGUAUCCUUCGCAAGGCGCAGCUCUACAAGGAUGGCAUCCAGCUGCGGGAAACGUGGUUCGAAAAGCUGGAGAGAUGGGAGGAGGCUUUGGCUUUCUACGACAAGCGCGCAUCCGAGAUACCUGAAGACGUCGCCGCACCAGUGGAGAUUGUGAUGGGUAAGAUGCGCUGCCUGCACGCCCUGGGUGAGUGGGAUACCUUGGGUCAACUGGCCAGCGACACCUGGGCGAACUCGUCGCCAGAGGUCCAGCGUCGGAUCGCUCCUCUGGCGACUACAGCUGCCUGGGGUCUUGGCAAAUGGGAUGCCAUGGACAAUUAUCUGCAGUCCCUCAAGCGAUUCUCGCCCGAUAGGGCCUUCUUUGGCGCAAUCCUGGCACUCCAUCGCAACCAGUUCAGAGAAGCUGCCCAGAACAUCGAGAACGCCCGAGAAGGCCUUGAUACGGAGCUGAGCGCCUUGGUCAGCGAGUCAUACAACCGGGCGUAUCAGGUUAUUGUUCGAGUGCAGAUGCUGGCAGAGCUGGAGGAACUCAUUGUCUACAAACAGACGGACGAGAAGAAGCAGGCCACGCUGCGUCGCACAUGGGAGCAACGCCUCAAGGGGUGCCAGCGCUACGUCGACGUCUGGCAGAGGAUGCUCCGACUCCGGUCUCUGGUGAUGACGCCCAAGGAGAACAUGCAGAUGUGGAUCAAGUUUGCAAACUUGUGUCGCAAGUCAGGGCGGAUGGGAAUUGCCGAGAAGUCGCUCAAGCAGCUGAUUGGCAGCGAUGCGCCCCUGGACACCAUGAUCCCCUUCUGGAAUGAACGAAGUACGACACGGGCCACAGUGCCCAGCCAGGUCGUCUAUGCUGUCCUGAAAUACCAAUGGGAACUUGGCCAGCAGCCGGCCCACAGGGCUUCGGAUAUUUCGGAGAAAGCGCUCCGGUGCCUGUGUCUGUUCACUGCAGAAUCGGCCAAGUCGUUCGACUACGCUCGCCAAGCAACCCAGCAGCAUGCGGCGAACGGCGGCGACGCGGCCUUCCUGAACCAGGCGUACGGUUACGCAGACCAUGCCAAUCAUGAGUCCUUCCAAGCCAACUAUCCGCCCAGGAUGUCGGUGGACGAUGCUGUCCUCCUGGCCAAGUGCUACCUGCGCCAGGGCGAGUGGAUGAUCGCACUGCACAAGGAUGACUGGCAGCAUACGCACGUCCGGGAUAUUCUGACGUGCUACUCGCAAGCCACCAAAUACAACUCACGGUGGUACAAGGCAUGGCAUGCUUGGGCCUUGGCCAACUUCGAGGUUGUCCAGUCCAUCGCGGCCCGCAGCGAAGGGGCUCCGGCGCGCAUCGACCACAACGUUGUCGCCAACCACGUGGUCCCAGCUGUCCACGGCUUCUUUGAGUCCAUCUCGCUGUCUCAGGGAAGCUCUCUGCAGGACACCCUACGCCUGCUGACGCUGUGGCUCACGCACGGCGGGUAUUCUGAGGUCAAUGCUGCUGUCACGGAGGGCUUCACGCGCGUGAGCGUCGACACCUGGCUCGAGGUGAUCCCGCAGCUGAUUGCGCGCAUCAACCAGCCAAACAAGCGCGUACAGCAGUCCGUACACCACCUCCUGGCGGACGUUGGGAGAGCACACCCUCAGGCUCUUGUGUACCCACUCACUGUGGCGAUGAAGUCCUGGCAGGGCAGCCGUCGGUCGCGGUCUGCAGCGCAGAUCAUGGACAGCAUGCGCCAGCACAGUGCCAAGCUGGUCGAGCAGGCAGAACUGGUCAGUCACGAGCUGAUCCGCGUCGCCGUGCUGUGGCAUGAGCUGUGGCACGAAGGUCUAGAGGAAGCGUCGCGCCUUUAUUUCGUCGUCCAUAACAUCGAGGGCAUGUUUGCGGCCCUUGAGCCCCUCCACGCAUUCUUGGACCGGGGCCCGGAGACACUCAGGGAGAUCUCGUUCGUGCAGACGUUUGGGCGCGAUCUCACCGAAGCGAGGGAGUGGUGUCGACAGUACGAAGUCAGUCAUGAUUUGAAUGAUCUGAACCAAGCCUGGGAUUUAUACUACCAAGUCUAUCGGCGCAUCUAUAGGCAGCUGCCGCAGAUGACAUCCCUCGAGCUUACGUACUGCUCACCGAAGCUGCUGGAGGCCAGAGAUCUGGACCUCGCAGUACCGGGCACAUACCGCAGCGGUCAUCCGAUCGUGCGGAUCAUGUCUUUUGACUCGACCUUUACCGUCAUCAGCAGCAAGCAGCGGCCGCGCAAGCUGAUCAUCAACGGAAGCGACGGCGUGCCCUACACGUUCCUGCUCAAGGGCCACGAGGAUAUCCGACAGGAUGAGCGUGUGAUGCAGCUGUUUGGUCUCUGCAACACUCUCCUCGCCAAUGACUCCGAGUGCUACAAGCGUCACCUGAACAUACAGAGAUACCCGGCGAUCCCGCUCAGCCACAGCUCUGGUCUGCUGGGCUGGGUGCCCAACAGCGACACGGUGCACAUGCUGAUCAGGGAGUACCGGGAGAGCCGGAAGAUCCUCCUCAACAUCGAACACCGCAUCAUGCUGCAGAUGGCGCCUGACUAUGAUAACCUGACGCUCAUGCAAAAGGUCGAGGUGUUUGGAUAUGCGCUCGACAACACCACGGGUCAGGACCUGUACCGUGUGCUGUGGUUGAAGAGCAAGAGCUCCGAGGCGUGGCUGGAGCGGCGCACCAACUACACGCGCAGCCUGGGCGUGAUGAGUAUGGUGGGCUACAUCCUCGGCCUGGGCGAUCGUCACCCGUCGAACUUGAUGCUGGAUCGAAUCACGGGCAAGAUCAUUCACAUUGAUUUUGGUGACUGCUUCGAGGUAGCCAUGAAGCGGGAGAAGUACCCGGAGCGGGUGCCGUUCCGUCUCACGCGCAUGCUCACCUACGCAAUGGAGGUGUCCAACAUCGAGGGCAGCUUCCGCAUCACGUGCGAGCACGUCAUGAGGGUGCUCAGGGACAACAAGGAGAGCGUCAUGGCGGUUCUGGAAGCCUUCAUCCACGACCCUCUCCUGACGUGGCGUCUGACCAACGCUGCCAGCCCGGCUGGACCAAACUUCGAAUCAGUCAGAGAAGCAGACCUCGUUGGGCCACAAGCCAAUAGGGGACGGCGCGCAUCUAUUCUCGAUGCUGAUCCGGCGGCCCUCCGCGCGGCACAGGCAGCUGUGGGCAACGCGGCUGAGGCGGCGGCGGCAAUGCCGGGCGGACCUCCAGGGGCCAGGCUGCGGGCGCGCACCAACUCGUCUGCUGGUCUGCCGGGCAGUCUCGACAUGAACGGAGCCAACGGCAUCAAUGGGCAGCAGAACCAAGACCCGGCGGAGAUGCAGAAUGCUCGUGCGCUGGAGGUCCUGGACCGGGUGUCGCAGAAGCUGACGGGCAGAGACUUCAAGGCGGGCGAGGAGCUGGAUGUUUUGACGCAGGUGGACAAGCUCAUUGUCGAGGCAACCAAGCUCGAGAACCUUUGCCAGCACUACAUUGGUUGGUGCAGUUUCUGGUGA
Messenger RNA from Cryphonectria parasitica EP155, 7365 nucleotides. RefSeq lists its product as uncharacterized. Gene Ontology annotation, cellular component: nucleus; TORC2 complex; TORC1 complex. Lineage: Eukaryota; Fungi; Ascomycota; Sordariomycetes; Diaporthales; Cryphonectriaceae. Gene Ontology annotation, molecular function: protein serine/threonine kinase activity; protein binding; protein-containing complex binding. The transcript is spliced from 4 exons. The coding region runs from base 1 to 7365 and encodes 2454 amino acids. The record is from RefSeq and is a predicted model, not a curated record. Gene Ontology annotation, biological process: negative regulation of macroautophagy; protein phosphorylation; TOR signaling.